AUGGUCCCUUUAGAAUUGUGGUGUUUUCAUACUGACAUCCGGUUUGAUAAUUGAUAUUCAUCGACUUGUUGCAAAUAUUGUCACGAUUUCAACUUUCUUGUUAUGCUUCAAGAAAUUUAACCCCCAACAGGAACGCUAAAACCAAUUAGCAAUGGCCAGCAGUGUCAGUACUCCUGUGGUUGUGCCUCAAGCUACCAAACGUACUCAUGCCAAAAUGUCUGGCUCAGAAGUCACAGAUCAGCAAAGUCCUGUCAAGGCUUCUUCAGAGGCAGACAGUGUUGCAGCAGCCAUACCUGAUCUAAAUGGGUCAGAGUCAAAGUCUAGUUUAGAUUCAGCUCCUGAAAACACAGCAGUUACAAAAAUUUCCAACAGUGUCACCCCUGUAAAAGAGGAUUGCAAAGUGUCAUCUUCUGACUCUUCCCCCAAAAUGGAUGUUACCAGUCCCACAAAACAGUCAGCUGUUGAGACUGAUACCCCAGCAAGCAAAGUUAGUGUUGAAGGUGCCUCAACAGAAAAUUCAUCGGUUGUGGAUUGCUCAUCAGCUCAGGAAAAUAAAAAAGAUUGUGAUGAUAAACUUUCUACCUGCGAUCAAACGACAUCAAUUAACAGUGAUACAUCUAAAGCAGCCCCAGAGGCAAUGGAUGCUCAGGCAUCCAAUGUGAAUCAUGACACAGUCACAGCUCUGACAGAGACUUCUCAGAUCACAACUGGCAACUCGGCAAGCAAGGCUGAAAGUAAGCCCAACUCUGGCUCACAUCUUGAAGAAGGCGAAGAACCUGAGAAAAGGGCCAAACUUUCUCCUCCUUCUGUGAAAUCCACAGGAAAGUCACCAGAGCAAAUUCUGGAGCAUAUGGACAAAACGUUUGAGCAGAGACGAAAAAUUAUUACCAAACAGAUGCCAACUAUCCCUGAACUGAAAAAUUUAUACCCCAACCUUUUUAUGGGGAAGCAACUUCUCAUUGAGUUCCAGCGCAUUACAAAGAUUGACAUUGAUCAAAAGAUUCAAGAGUUCUGCGUAAGAUACGCCACUGCCGUCAUUGAGAUGGCCAGAACGAAGAAAGGGGCAGCACCAGUUUUAGCCAGAUGGGAGCAAGCGAAACAGGAAAAUGAUAACCUGAGGCAAUAUUGGGAUAUGGUGACAGCACUUUGCUUACUUCCGCUACAUUUUGGUGAAAAUUUUGUAGAGAUGGUGUUAGAGAUUGGGGAAGAUGAAGAAGUUGUACCACAGGGAAAAAUUGUCCCCACGCUUGUGGCUCGUGGCAAUAUAUUUCGCACAGAUGAGUUUUUUCUUAUUGCAGAAAAUACAAUAGUGCAAGAGUUUGAAGAGUUUACUAUUGCUUUUGCCAGCUUAUAUUCCAGCUACUGGGUGUUCAAUAUGAUGUAUCCUGAAACUAUUGAAAACACUUACAACUAUAUCCAGAGGUGUAUUGUUCGACAACGUGAGCCUGGUUCUAUCCCGGCAGUUUGCAAAAACUUUACCAAAAGUCUUCAAAAAUGGAAUAAAGUGAAAGAAGGGAAAUAAUUCCCUUUUUAGUUUCAUGGAAAGAUAAGAUAUCUCACCUAUUUGGUUGAAAAUAAUAUGCCCACUUAUAUUUUUUUUUUUUUUUUUUUUUUUUUUUUGAUUUUUUUGUUUUUCUGUUUUGGGAAUUUUGUUAAACACAAUAAAAUUGUUUUAUUUUUAUGGUAGAAAGAAUAUGACUUUUUUUGUGUGAGAGAUUUUUUAAAUAAUAGAGCAUUGCUGUUUGUUAUAUAUUAUGAUUCUUUAUGCUUCAUGUAUAUAGAUGUACACUUUUGAUUGUCUAUCCAGUUAGUAUAUUAAUUCAAUCAAAUACAGUUUAAAAGAUUUAUAAUAAAUCUAAUGAAUUGAUCUUUGGAAUUCUCACUUACAUUCAAACAUUUAUGAUAUCAAUAGUCAGUUGUAAAAUGUUCUAGUAACCAUAUUAUAUGCUGUGCCCACCCCUAUGUGAUAUUCUGAAAAAAACACUGUUGAUGAGUAAAGAUCUUUUUAAAUAGUAUUAAAAGUAGGAAAACAAUAUAAUUUAUACCGGUACUGAAUUCGCAAAAAAAAAUUUACUAGGUACUAUAUUAAAACUAGUAAGAAAGACAGAUUGAAAAAUUAUGUUCUUUAACAAAUUGACAAAAUGUUUCAAAUUAACAAAAAAACAACUUAUAAUGAUUAACAUUAAUUAUGUUGCUGUCAUAACUUUAAAGUUUAACAUCAUUUUAGGUCCAAAACAUUUAUUAACCCUUAGAACGCAAAGCAUAAUUUUGGUAAUAUUUAUAGUUGUAGCCUUGUUCUGCAAAAUGUGAUUUAUAGAAUUAGUACAAAUUAUACAAAUUGAAGGGUUUCAGGGAAUCUCUUAAAAUUAUUAAUUUUUUUUUUUUAAAUUGUGUCAAGUCUUCAGCAUUUCAGAAUAAAAAUUGAUAAAAGUAGCAAUAAGACUUGCAAAAUCCAACUCUCCACCUAAUUAAAUUGUAGAGUGUAUUUUAUCAGCAAAGCUAUUUGUGUUGUUCCAGUUGUUUUGUUUUAGUGUGUAUAUCUUGAUAUUGUUUGAUAGUCCAUCUGUAAAGUCUUAGUGUUCUAACCAAACUGACACUCAUAGCAACCUCAUCAAGUGUCAUUUGGUUAUAUAAUAAGCUUUGUGAUGCCUUUUUAAAAAAUAUUUAUGAUUAUUUCAUUACUGAACUACCUUACUGGUAGAACAAGAAAUGUAGAUUUAUUUUGGCUUCUCCAUACAUCAUUAAAAAAAAAAUAUUUUUUUUUCUAAUUGAUUUGUGGGGAUAUAAUUUUAUUAUUUGUACAUUUUCCUUCUCAGUGUGUGUUGUUUUAUUGCUAGAAUUAUUAUUAUGCAGGGAAUUGUUUUCUUUAUUUAAAACACAACUUCCAUUUUGUUCUAUUUUGUGUAUCGGUAUAUUUCUGUCGCUGAGAAGUAAUUUUUAAUGUUUGAAACUAGUACCUUGGCCCCAUACUCUUUUUGUUUUAUUUGAUGUCUGAACAUUAAACAAAGUACUUUGUAACUUUCAUCUUUUUUUUUUUCUUAGUUGUUUUUUUUCUUACAGCUCUGCUCUAUGUCUUAUCAAUACUUUAAAUGUGUUGUACGGUAUAAGUAUUUUAUAAAGAAUGCUUCCAUUUGGUCUCCAACACAGGAAUAGAUGAAAACAAAAACUUGAGUAAUAAAUAGCUUAUGCUAAAAAAAACACCUUCUAUUCUUUAAAAUUCCAAAUUCUUAUUUCAGAAUCUAUUCACAUAGUCAAUGCUAUAGCACAGGCUCUAUUUCUUAGCUAGUAUACUUCACAGAUUAAAAUGAGGAAUACAUGUAUAGCAGUCAUUGUUAUAGAGAUUAGUGCCAGAACUUCACUUUUCUAAUGUGAUGUGAUUACCAUUACUGCUUUACUAGUAAAGCCAAGACACAAGUCCCCAGCAGAAACUCAUUUGACAUUACUUUUUAAUUGUAAAUGGCUGCCUAAUGUUCACUAAUAUGACAUUUAGAAAGCAGUGAUGUACAUAUCAGUAUUGUUCUUUUCUUUAAGGACUCACUUACUUUUCUUUGAACACUGUAAACACGAAAAGCAUUUUUUUAUUCUCUGAAGUGAUGACUGCUAGUCACAGAUUUUCUUUUGAUAAAGCAAUCCUAUCUGAGGAGUACCCUAAGGAGUUCAGUGUGCAUAAUCAUAAAUAGAGUAUUUCUAAGGCAGACAUGUUUUUCUAGUACUGUAACUAGCCUAAUUUGUUUUCUUGGCUUCAAAAGAAUAUGAUUGAUAUAUAAAUGUCAGUCAUGCUUCCAUAUAAAAGUGUUGAGAAACGGGGAUUUACAAAAAGAAUUCGCCCAAUUUUUUAUGUUAGGGAUAACAUGUUAUUUCAUUUCUAAUGGUUUUCAGUUGAAAGUCACUUCUUGGUACCAGGUUCAUCAGGAGAGUUAUAUUUCACAGUCUGCACGUGUAUAUAAACAAGCUAUUGAUUUGUGUUAGUUAUCUUUUUUUGAAGCAGACAGGCAAAUUACACUAAAUGGCAAUUACCUUUUGCUUUUUAACUUAUUGCCUUUAUCAAAUUGGAUAAGUUCCUACAAACUGGGUGGAAUGCAAAAAUGUUUAUGUAAACAUACUCAUUGGCUCACAGUAUUGACACACCCUGGAGUGGAAUAUUAAUUUGUUUAACAUUUUUGUGUUUUUGUUUUAUUUGUUUUGUUUUUUUUAAAUAGUUUCUAUCAUGUAUUUAUAUUGUCAUAUAUAUAUAUAUUAAUCUUUGCUGGCACCUGAAUUUUGCACUUGGCCUCUUUCUUUCAGUUUUUUUUUUUCCGGCCUUUUUCCCCCUCAACAAAACAUCAUGUAAAUAUUGAAAAUAUUUUUAACAAUAUCAAUAUUUUUCUUUUUUUAAAAAUAUCUUUUCAUUGACUUGGAAUUGAACAAGGACAUUUUUGUGUUUCAACCUUAUUUCUAUUUAUAUUUACCGGUUUCGUGUUAUAUCAAUGUAAGUGUUUUGUCUAGUUUUUGACCAGUGAGUGCUAGUAAACAUAUGCAGAUUUUAUUUUAACUACAGAAUUUAUUUAUUGCAUUGCAGGUGAUGUGCUUGUUUUUUUUUUUUUUUUUUAACUUUAUUCACAAGUGUGAAAUUAAUGUCCAAAUCAUUAAUAUCACUUUAAAAAGCUUUUUUUUUUCUUCUUUAUAUUAUUUAUUGACAGUUGGAUUGGUUUUAUGUUGAAUGGAUAUAGACUUUGUGGAAGAAAAUUUUUUUUUUUCUUAUGAUUAAAUCAUAUGGAUUAAUAAUGAGACACCCCAGCCCUUCUCCCUCGUUUUGAAAUACUUUGUCUAGUCUACACCAUUUGUAUUUCAACAACUUGUUGGCUUUAAACAUUUGUGGUUUAUUUCAUAUUUGUACCAUAAGGUUAGAGUCAUUGCAAGUUGUAGAGAUCUGUACUGCUCUGUUUAGCAAUGUUGUUAUUGUGCAAACAAGGUUCAUUUGUUUUGGGUGUUGGGUAACUGUUCCCAGUUAUCACCAUGCUCUUUGGUGGGAACAUUAUUGAUAUCCCGUUUAGAUAAUUAUAGGUUUGAACCCAGGCACCUUUUGCUUAUAUGUUGGCUGUAUAUUAAACUCAGAGCUCUAGUGUAAUUAUUAAGUUGCAGUCAAAUAAAUUUUUUUUUAUUUUUUAAUUGUUCUUGAUAAUAAUGUAUUUUUGUUUUGUUAUUUUAUUUUUGGUCUCAACAUCUUCUGUGAUUGACUUCAGUUUGACGUGACCAAAAGUUUAUCUAUGUAUUAUGAAGAAAAAAGAGACUUGAGAUUGUUACAAUCAUGAUUGUUGAUAAUUUUCAUAGCAUUAUAUUUUAUUCUCACUUUUUUUUUUUUUUUUUUUUUUUUUUAAAGUUUGGAAAAGAAAAGGUUCUAUUUUUAUUUCUGUCAUGCUUCUGUUUCAAACUUUUGUGUUUUGACAUUGUGCUAUGAAUGACUAUUCCAUGAGGACAAAGCCGGUACAGUUCACAGUUUAAGGAGUGUGAGCUUUUUAUUUGUAGUCUUUGUAUAUGUAAUUUUACUUCAUAACAUUACCACAUUAUUAGACAUUGGUUAUGAAGCUUUUUUUUUUCUUUGUUAUUAAUGAUGAUUGGGCUGAACUUCUUCUCGCUUCUCGAAUGAAGCUAUUUAUCCUUAACUCUCAGAUGAGGACAGAUGUAUUUCUGUUUAGUUUGGGCUGUUACAAGUUCUCAUGCCUUAUGAAAGAUUUUAAAAAAAUAACAUCUUUGAUGAGGAAAUUCAGUAAAAGAAGAGAAACGGUAGAAUCUAAUAACGCUGUAUAGCAUAGAAUGAUGUCUAUGAACCAUCUGAAACUAGUUCUAAUAGCUGUUUUUAAUAAUUAAUAUCUUCAAAAAUCAUAAUUGUUAUUUUGUUAUUUCAUAACCUCUUGUCCUCCCUAAAAAAUGUGUAUUUCAUUAUAAUUAAAUUGUUUAGAUAAUUAUAAAGAAAACUUUGUGUUCAUCGUUCUAUUAGCCAUAGGUUUGUGUUGUCUCAUUCUGUAGUAGGACUAUAUGGGCAUUUGUAAAUAGGACAUCAUUUAGAAAUGAUCACUACAUUUGUUUCUAUUCUUUAUCUUUUUUUUUCUUCCCCAUUAUGGAAGUUACCAUGGUUACCAUUGAAUAAGUUCACUGACAUGUAUCUGUUGGAGAUGGGAUGUACCAUGGUUUUACAUGAGACAAUUCACUGACCUAUAUCUUUUUGUUGUCAAAUUUUUGAUCCUUCACGUUUUCUUUCUAUCAUAUAUCCAAUUUCAACAUUUUAAUUGUGUUUCACAUUUUUUAGAUGAAUUUGGUGUGGGGUGGGGGUAUUGGCAGAUACAGUCCUACAGUCUCAUUGGGGUACAUUGUGAACCAGAUGGGGGAAAGAGAGGGGGGGGAUAAAAUAUAUUGAUGAACUAAAAUCUUGUAUUUGAACCAACACAUGUUAGUAAAUUGUUGGUGAUUAAGUCAAAAACAUUUACCAUGCACAUAAUUAGUGACUAAUUAAGUUUUGAAAUUUUUAAAUAAAAAAAAAUAUUUAAAAAAUUUUGCUGAAGUAUUUUUUUUUUUCGAUUAAAUAAUUAACCCUCUGUGUCAUCUUAGCAAUUCUUAGAUAAGAUAUUUCUUAGCAAUUCUUGGGUUUUAGAUAAGAUGUUGAUUCUUUCUUAGCAAUUCUUUGGCUUAAGAUUAAGAUAGGGUGUGCUUAUUUUUUAGCAAUUCUUGGGUUUUAAAAUAGGAUGUUGAUUCUUUCUUUAAAAUAAGGAGGAAAAAAAACAGAUUGAGAAAUGCUAAUUUUAAAUCAUUGUCUAACACCAAAUAUCCUGGUCAGUUUUAUAAGAAUGUCAUAGUUGUAUCGUUAAUUGGAAGAUUUCAUGUUAUUUCUUACUGAUAAUGUCAUGGAGCAGGUCUGUAUAGAUCAAGUAAGUGUUUUUAAAUAUCUACCAAACGUGAUUGGCUUGAGGUUAUGGUACAAUAUGUUGUGCAGUGUCUCUAACCAAAGUGAAACUGAAUGGUACUUUCACUUUUAGCAAAAAUUAUUUAGCUACUUUUUUUUUUCAUUAAAAUAGGGGUAGCAAAAUGCCGAUAUGACCUAGCAGGUAUUGAAACUAACAAUUGUUUCGCCAUUUGUGUGUGUUUGUGUGCUUGUAUGAAGGAACCAAACUAUUGUUUUAUAUCUAUCUAUUACAAUUUUUUUUCGGAAUCAGUGUAUUCCAAAACGUAUCCACUGUUUGGUUGUAUUUGCAUUCAUUUCUUUUAUUAAAGACUUGUAUUAAAGGGAAAUCAUUGUUUAUGUCAGACUAUAAACUAUAAUAAAGUAUUUAUUGGUUACAUA
Molecule: messenger RNA, 7315 nt
Organism: Biomphalaria glabrata
Lineage: Eukaryota; Metazoa; Mollusca; Gastropoda; Planorbidae
Exons: 2
Coding region: 152-1522 (456 amino acids)
Source: RefSeq, a predicted model, not a curated record